Zychaea mexicana is the source of this 1248-nucleotide messenger RNA. RefSeq lists its product as uncharacterized. NCBI's taxonomy places the organism in Eukaryota, Fungi, Mucoromycota, Mucoromycetes, Mucorales, Lichtheimiaceae. The transcript has 6 exons. The coding region runs from base 1 to 1248 and encodes 415 amino acids. The record is from RefSeq and is a predicted model, not a curated record.
AUGCCUGAAGAUAAUCAUGACGAUAAAAACGACACUGACGAGCGAAAGCCAUUGCUCACCUCAUCCGAUCAACAAGUAGUAGCAUCAUCGUCACCACAUAACUCGGCCGACAACGCUGAGCACCGCCAGAAGCAGAAUUGGUUCGCCACUUCUCCCAUCAAAAAGAUAUCUUUUGCGCUUCUACUCUGUGUCUGUCCUCUGUUGUUAUGCUGGUGUGGCUGGCAAACUGAGCAGCAGCUGAAGCAUGUCGACACCUGUAUCGCAGCACCAACACUUUCUUGGUCGUCGGUACACACCAUUGACACCGAUCGGUACAACAGUUUACGUGUUGGGCACGAAAUUACCGAUCGUCUCCACAUCACUGGUGGUUUGGUGCAAGUGCAAGUGAAUGAUCAAGCCAGCGAACCAACUGUUCGCUUCAAUCUCAAAUUGACCGACGCGAGUCAAUCGGAUCUAAUCCAAAUAAAGCAAAUCACGCAGAGCGAUAACAUUGCUAUUCUUAUUGACGCAAGUACUUGUACACUCGAUCGUCUUACGGCUGAUGCGGCUGCAGAAAAUCCUUCGUGCAUUGUCUUGGAUAUCCUUGUUGAACUCCCCAACCCUACGGCACUGGAUGAACUUGUUAUUGAAACUUCUGACAGCGCCAUAGAGAUCGAUGAUGGCAUGUACUUUUCACGAGGCCUCAAGCUUGCCACAAUCAACGGGAACAUUACUAUGGGGAACAGCCCAGGGAAUGUCGUGGAGCUCAAUACACAUGCGGGACAUAUCGAAUGCUCGAUCCAUGAAAGCCCAGCAGUUACCCAGAUUACUGCUCGCUCUACUACAGGCAAAUUAAACAUUAUAUAUACUGGUGUUCCAUCUUCGUCGAACACACUGGUGGACCAACAAAGAAGUGUAUUGAUUAAUUUGACCACCGUCUCAGGCGACAUUCAUGCGCAAAUGAGCAAAGUGGACAACUUAGUAUACGAUGUGUACAGACAAUUUCAUAGCGGUGCUGGACAGGGAUCAUCCCAUGAAGUUGAAAAAUUCCUCGAUAUGCUCAAUCACACCAUUAGUGAAGGUCCAUCGCUUUUUGACUGGACUGUAUACCAACGCUCCGUAUGGGGCUCUGCCGAUAUCUCCACCGUUCAUUUAGUAGCUAGAUCGUCAGCAAUGCAUACUAGCACCCACAUUUCAUUCUGCCGCUGCGAAAAUCAUUCCAGAAGCAACAAAAGCCAACCUACUUUAACACAAAUCGAAGCAUCAUGA